Molecule: messenger RNA, 465 nt
Organism: Homarus americanus (American lobster)
Lineage: Eukaryota; Metazoa; Arthropoda; Malacostraca; Decapoda; Nephropidae
Product: protein FAM200A-like
Exons: 2
Coding region: 1-465 (154 amino acids)
Source: RefSeq, a predicted model, not a curated record
AUGAGCCCCAAGAGGACAUUACAGAAGCGUGUCAAGGAAGUAGCUCUGAAUGCCAAGGGGGAUCCAUUUGCGCUGGCUUUCCAAGGCAAUGUUGUGAAUCAAGUGUUUGAACUUCGGGGAGAGCUUAGGUUGUUCCAGGAAGUGCAAGGGAAAGAUGAGCUAUUAAGUCACUUCAAUGAGGUGUUGUGGGAGCAACGUCUUGCAUAUUUAGCAGAUAUAUUUGAGCAGCUAAACAGGCUGAAUCUCAAGCUGCAGGGCAAGGACAGAAAUGUGUUUCACCUCAUGGAUUGCCUUCGUGCCUUUCUUGCCAAGCUCCAGAAUUGGCAAAGGAAAGUCAAUGCCGGAAAUGUUGCCAUGUUUGAGAAUCUUUCAACUGUUCUUGAUGAGAAUGAAGAUCAUCUGCUUGAUCCAUCACUCAAAACUGAAAUCACUCAGCACCUGAAAAUCUUGGAGAGUGAGCUCUAA